AUGGAGCAUAAAGAGCACGAAGGGGUUACAGAGCAGAAGACAGCUGAGGAACAAGGGCAAGAUGGAGAGCGGAAAUCAGAAGAAGAGGAGACAUUGUCUCUCAUCGGGGUCUUUCUAAACAUUAGUGAGACAACGGCAUUGAGAACUAUCCUUUCGGCAGCAGAUCCUUCCGUCCCGUUUCGGGCACGACGAAAACUCUAUAAGCUCGCAUUCGACGAAAAGAAUUGGGACCGUCUUGAUGAAUUCAUCCAUAUGGUUCCGCCGUCCAUGGAGGAUAUCAUUAAUACGCUGGCACAUGUAUUGAUGUCUAAGGACAAACAUGAGGCUAGGAGGCUCAUCCAUAUCUCCAAGCGUGAACAAGUUUGCUCUAAGGACGCGACUACAGUUGCGGAGGAGGUAGUCAGCGGUUGCUCCCAAUUGAUAGAAACGCAAACACCAAGCGAUCUAUCACUUUUCCUGGAUUACGUUUCUCACCUUGGAGUCUCACUUACGCGGAGACAUAAGCUUGACGCUCUUCCUACCCAGUCUGCGAUAUUACCUGCCGCGAUAUCACAGGUUCAGCGAUUUAUGGAGAUUCUUAUUGAGAGAAACAGUGUGACUACUCGAAUGAGGCCUUUCACCAUUCGCUCCAUCUGGCAGGUCGAAUCAGAAGGAGAAGAGAAGUUCACCGUUCGGCAUGAAAGGGUUCCUCCCGAAGGAAUGCCCGACUGGCCACUAUAUUGUGCUAUCACAUUCACGUUUGAUCCCAAGUCCAUCGCAUUUCUUUGCCGCGCAGGCGCCAGGAUCGAUAUCGACUCUACUUAUACCAGAGGUGAGCAACGACAGCCGGCAGUUAUAAUGAAGCUGCAGCGAAAGUCAGCACUAGAUGAAGCCAGACAGGACUUUAUCAAUCUCAAAGAGCUUUGUAACACGUUAGCGAAGGUGGGUACAAAUCCACGAUUUCAGGAGUUAACGAAUCGCGGAUCUGGUGAUUAUUAUCAAUACUACUAUGAUGGGAUCCUGUGA
Messenger RNA from Fusarium redolens, 1005 nucleotides. RefSeq lists its product as uncharacterized. The record is from RefSeq and is a predicted model, not a curated record. Lineage: Eukaryota; Fungi; Ascomycota; Sordariomycetes; Hypocreales; Nectriaceae. The transcript has a single exon. Bases 1 to 1005 code for a protein of 334 amino acids.